Molecule: messenger RNA, 451 nt
Organism: Hippocampus comes (tiger tail seahorse)
Lineage: Eukaryota; Metazoa; Chordata; Actinopteri; Syngnathiformes; Syngnathidae
Product: tankyrase-2-like
Exons: 2
Coding region: 26-436 (136 amino acids)
Cellular component (GO): nucleus
Molecular function (GO): NAD+ poly-ADP-ribosyltransferase activity
Source: RefSeq, a predicted model, not a curated record
GGUUGAAUUGCCUUUCAGGCAUCAGAUGGAUCCUCACAGCAUCAUCUCGCCCUUUUCCUUGCCCCUGCCAGGUUCUCCCUUCAUCAACGCCAUCAUCCAUAAAGGCUUCGAUGAGCGCCACGCCUACAUCGGGGGCAUGUUCGGGGCCGGCAUCUACUUCGCAGAGAACUCCUCCAAAAGCAACCAGUACGUUUACGGGAUAGGCGGAGGCACGGGUUGUCCCACCCACAAAGACCGCUCCUGCUACGUUUGUCACAGGCAGAUGUUGUUCUGCAGAGUGACGCUGGGGAAGUCUUUUCUUCAAUUUAGUGCCAUGAAGAUGGCCCACGCGCCCCCCGGACAUCACUCGGUCAUUGGGCGGCCCAGUGUCAAUGGGCUGGCUUAUGCGGAGUACGUCAUCUACAGAGGAGAGCAGGUGUGUACAUGCACGUCUUAAUGGUUUGUAAUGCUU